CAGCGGUCUCAUCUCUCUCCGUUUCCUCUGAAAGCUCGUAUUUUUAGCUCCCCUGAGCUCUGUGCCUCAUCAAGCUCUCCAAGCUCUCGCCAUGGCCAAGAACACAUGCAAGCUCUGCUCCCGCCGCUUCGGCAGCCCGCGCGCCCUCGCCGGCCACAUGCGCUCCCACUCAGUUGCAGCCACGAGGUCGCAGAUCUCCUCGACGUCCUCCGCGUCCACCUCCAUCGCGGUCGGCGACGACGAGGGCGGCGGCGGCGAUGCCAAGAAGCAGAAGCCCACCGUCCAGGGGUACGUGCUGCGGGAGAAGCCCAAGAGAAGGGUCCGCCUCGCCGAGUCCGACUUCUCGGAUCGCGAGAGCGAGACGGACUACUACUCCUCGCCUCCUGGCAAGCGCGCGAACAUCGGAUCGGGCGAUGGCGAGCAGGUGAGCUCGGUGUCCGACGCCGCCACGUCGGAGGAGGACGUCGCGCUGUCCCUCAUGAUGCUCUCCCGCGACUCCUGGCCAGGCCCGCCGCCGUCCUACCGCUCCCACGGUGCCGGCUACGACGACGGGAGCGAUCGUGGUGAUGCACCCCCGGCGGACGCGGCCGCGCAGAAGCGGACGCGGUUCCAGUGCCCGGCGUGCAAGAAGGUGUUCCGAUCGUACCAGGCCCUCGGCGGGCAUCGCGCGAGCCACAUGCGCGGCGGCAGGGGCGGCUGCUGCGCUCCUCCGCCUAACCCUCCUCCUUCUCCCGCGACGCCUCUCCAGCCAUUGCCGGAGUGCGACGGCGGCGAGGAGGAAGAUGCGAAGCCGCAGCCUCACGAGUGUCCCCACUGCUUCCGCGUGUUCGCGUCCGGGCAAGCUCUGGGCGGCCACAAGCGGUCACAACUCUGCUCAGCCGCGGCGGCGGCGGCCGCCGCGGCAUCGGGCGCUGAUCUUCCUGCCACAAUUAAAAGCAACAGUUUCAUUGAUCUGAACCUCCCGGCGCCGUUCGACGACGUGGAGCUCUCCGCCGUUUCAGAUCCUUUCCUCUCCUCGAAGCCAGGUUCUUGAAAGCAAGCAUAGCAUCAGAGAGCGAUGCUGUGCGCUCUCUCCGUUCGGUUGAUUCAACGAAGAUGGUUCGAGCUAUGGAUUCAAGAGAAAGACCUGCUGCUUAACCAAGCAGCCGAAAAGGUAAAGCAAAUAUCAUAAAAGGAGACAUCUUUGCUUUGGUAGUUUUUUUGCUCAGUUGUUUCGUUCAUUCAGCUACAAAAAUUGCUUGAUGCUGUCCUCCAUUCUGUUCUGUCUUUUUGUUUGUUUCAAGCUACCGAACAGUGUACAUUGGGGCAACUAGCAGAGCUAGCUCUUGAUCAUAAUCUAGCAUGAAAUUAUUCCCAAAAAAAGCACAGGAGAAAGAUUAUA
Oryza brachyantha (malo sina) is the source of this 1381-nucleotide messenger RNA. Its product is annotated as zinc finger protein ZAT1-like. The record is from RefSeq and is a predicted model, not a curated record. Gene Ontology annotation, biological process: regulation of DNA-templated transcription. Bases 92 to 1033 code for a protein of 313 amino acids. NCBI's taxonomy places the organism in Eukaryota, Viridiplantae, Streptophyta, Magnoliopsida, Poales, Poaceae. The transcript has a single exon.